GGGACAGAGAGUGGUGCUGAUCACCGGCUGCUCGUCCGGUAUCGGGCUCGCGAUCGCCGUGAUGCUCGCGAGAGACGAGAUGAAGCGCUACUACGUCACUAGUUCCCCUCCUCUAGAGGACACUGUGGGGAAUGCGGCCAGCAGGACUGAUGUCUGAAGCACGUGUGAAACAACUCCAAAGCUAUUGGCCCACGUAUCCCUCAUAGGCACCAUGCGGGAUCUGAAGCGGAAGGAUAAGUUAGUUGAAGCGGCGGGAGACGCAUACGGGAAAACUCUGUCUCUGCUCACACUGGACGUCUGCAGUGAUGAAUCUGUCAAACAGUGUGUCGACAGCAUCAAAGAUAGACAUAUAGAUAUACUGAUUAAUAACGCUGGCGUGGGUCUGGUGGGGCCGGUUGAGGCUCUCAGUAUGGAUGACAUGAUGAAGGUGUUCCAGACUAAUUUCUUUGGUGCGGUUCGCAUGAUUAAAGAGGUGAUGCCUGACAUGAAGAGGAGACGCUCCGGACACAUCAUCGUCAUCAGCAGUGCGAUGGGCCUGCAGGGUGUGGCGUUUAAUGACGUUUACUCUGCUUCAAAAUUUGCCAUAGAGGGGUUCUGUGAGAGUCUGGCCGUCCAGCUGCUCAAGUUCAACAUCACUAUAUCAAUGAUCGAGCCCGGGCCCGUACACACUGAGUUUGAGAUGAAGAUGUUUGCAGAUGUUUCUAAGAAAGAGUAUGUUGGUACUGAUCCAGAGACGCUACACCACUUUAGGACCUGCUACCUGCCCAGUGCAGCGAACAUCUUCCAAGGCCUGGGCCAAUCACCUGAAGACAUUGCCAAGUGCACUAAGAAGGUGAUCGAGUCGCCGCAGCCUCCGUUCCGUAACCUGACGAAUCCUCUGUACACUCCGAUCGUAGCGCUGAAGUACGCGGACGAGACGGGCAGCCUGUCUGUUCACACCUUCUAUCACAUGCUGUAUAAUCUUGGUGGAGUCAUGCAUGUUAGUCUAAACAUUUUGAAGUGCCUGAGCUGUGGAUGCUUACGGAAAACGAGCCAUCUCACCAACCUAACACACACUCAUACUUGUAAAUGUGGUUUACGGUGACUCUCAUACGUGUCAUGGUUUUUAAACGGCACAAACUGUAUAUUCUGUCCCCUAAGCCUAAGCCUACCCCUAAAGGAA
This is a messenger RNA of Cyprinus carpio (common carp), 1162 nucleotides long. RefSeq names its product retinol dehydrogenase 8-like. Gene Ontology annotation, molecular function: estradiol 17-beta-dehydrogenase [NAD(P)+] activity. Gene Ontology annotation, cellular component: cytoplasm. Bases 212 to 1084 code for a protein of 290 amino acids. NCBI's taxonomy places the organism in Eukaryota, Metazoa, Chordata, Actinopteri, Cypriniformes, Cyprinidae. Gene Ontology annotation, biological process: estrogen biosynthetic process. The record is from RefSeq and is a predicted model, not a curated record. The transcript is spliced from 7 exons.